AGAUGGAUAGAUAGAUAGAUAGAUAGUGAAUACAUCCCACUCCCCCUCACCGCCGCCUUCCUUCAGAAUCUGUGCGCAUGCCCGGUAGUAUACAGCGUCAUCCGGGUCCUUCGCAAGAAUCGCUCUGAGAGGAGGCGGGAAAUGGCGUCCCGAGCAGCUGUAGCAGAUCCAUCUGUCGUUCUGUGACUCGCGCUCAGCGGAGAGGAGAAGUGACGGACGGGCCGCUUCAGCCGCUGUGGCCAGAUCCACAACCAUCUCCGGAUCGUGCCGUUGCGACCCUUGGCAUUCUUGCAUGUGAUUUUUGGGACAAUGAGGCUGAGAGUGCGUAAGGCAUCUCAGCAGCGGAGCACCACCCCAUCCGCCCGGACCGCCAAGACCAAGAGGAAGCACUCCGAGGUGGAACACACUUUGUCCUCCGAAGACGCCAAGAUGCAGAAGCGAGACACAGGCAUUUUCUCCACCAUCAAACGGUUCAUCAGAGGCAAUGCUGUCAAGGUGGAGCAGUGCACUCCUGCUAAGAGAAGCCGUGUAGACUGCGAUUCGGACAGUAAUCUGAUCACAUCCACUCCGACCGCUGGGAGCCUGCCCAGCAGAGCAAACCCCAGAACCCGCAGGAAAGGCCCUGUCAAUGGAGAUACCAUGACAGGUCAGAGUAAACCAGUGAAGCCCAAUGGGAAGCUGGAGGUGCAGACGGAAAUUCCGAGCAGUCCGUCCCGCACCACCCUCCUGGGAACCAUCUUCUCUCCUGUUUUUAGCUUCUUCUCACCCGCCAACAAAAACUCUACGGCGGGCUCAGAUUCCCCGGGGCAGGCGGUGGAGGCUGAGGAGAUUGUGAAGCAGCUUGACAUAGAGCAGCUCGAGGAAACCCCGACCAGCACUACCACAGAUGUCCGAGACCUGACCUUUGACCCUGCACUAAACCCUAGACCGCUGCCUCUCAUAGACACAUCGGUAGAGGAAGGAGAGAUCAUCACAGAGGCUGAUAUGCCACCGCUAACUGCCGUAGGAUCCAACAGCAGUUAUCCGGAUGUCCCGCCGUCACCUCCAGCGGAAGGGACUUACGAAGAGGACUGGGAAGUUUUUGACCCUUAUUUCUUCAUCAAACACGUGCCACCCUUGUCUGAAGAGCAGCUCACCCGUAAGCCUGCACUCCCUCUGAAAACCAGGAGCACGCCCGAGUUCUCUCUCGUCCUGGAUCUAGAUGAGACUUUGGUCCACUGCAGCCUCAAUGAAUUGGAGGAUGCAGCCUUGACCUUCCCUGUGCUUUUCCAAGAUGUCAUUUACCAGGUGUAUGUCCGGUUACGGCCAUUCUUUAGAGAAUUCCUGGAACGCAUGUCUCAAAUUUAUGAGAUUAUCCUCUUUACUGCUUCCAAGAAGGUGUAUGCUGACAAGCUGCUGAACAUCCUGGAUCCUAAAAAACAGCUGGUUAGGCACAGAUUGUUUCGCGAACACUGCGUAUGCGUCCAAGGCAACUACAUCAAAGACCUUAACAUCCUCGGGAGAGAUCUCUCCAAGACGGUGAUCAUAGACAACUCACCUCAGGCUUUUGCCUACCAGCUUUCCAAUGGGAUCCCCAUUGAGAGUUGGUUUGUGGACAAGAAUGACAAUGAGCUCCUAAAGCUGGUGCCGUUUUUGGAGAAGCUGGUAGAACUGAACCAGGACGUUCGGCCACACAUUGUGCAGCGAUUUCGCCUGCAUGACCUUCUACCCCCAGACUGAAUGUCGCAGCGAAAGAUCAUUUCUUGCCAGCCUGACUGUUUUUAAGCAGUAGGGAUUUUACACCAUGGGGAAAGGAGAAUUUGCCACAAACUCUUUGCCAUAAGGAUUUUAACUACAGACUUGCCUACAUGGGCGUCAUUUUAUGUUGGGUGGGAGGGAGGGGGUUUUCGGGGCUCUGGACAAAUGUUUUAAAACAAAUGACUUGAUGUAUGCAUACAUUUUCUAUACACACACAUUUAUGAAACCGAAGGCGAGGCCGAGAAGAUCAUUUUUGAUUGGUCGUCCAUCUCGGCUCUGCGGUGGAGUUUAUGCCUGAUUUGGACUUUAAGGUAAAGCGCUGUGCAGAAGUGGAUUUGCGUCACUCCUUUUGGUGCUCAAAGGGACCCUCUGCCCUUCCAGGCCACUGGCUUUUACUUCAACGAGAAUGACCUGUUGAAUAUAAAUAUAUAAAACAUGAAUAUAUACAUUCAGCUAUGUGUGUAUAUGUAUAUAUAACAUUUGUACAUAUAUAUUUUUUCCUGUCCAGUUUGUAAAACACGACUUGCCUUUUGGUUUUAAUUCAUUAUGCAUUCCUUUUUAGUUCAAGGUCUUUUUUCAUAGACAAGCUGGCUUUUUAUUAAUUUUUUUUACUGUAGAUUUUAUGUAUAUUUAAUGGCCUAUCCGUUACGCUCUAGCUUUUUCUCGUAAUCCGGUAAAAUGUAAUCCAAUAUCUGGUCACAUCCCAUAUGGAAAACAUAACAAAAAUGCUCAUUUGUAAAUUUCAAUCUUGAUUCUGUCUGUAGUUGUGGCUUUCAGUUACUGACCGCUUACUACCAUUUAUCCAUGUCAGUCCUAAUUUGGAGAUUUUAACUUCCUGUUCUUAGUUUGUUUUUAUAUACAAGUAUAGAUUAAAUGUAAAAUACUGUAUGUGCUUUAAAUUGCUUUUCUGUGGAAAAAAAUAAUAAUGCUUUGUCUCUUUCUGAAAUGUCUGGUAAUUGUAGCACCAGCACAUGAACUAGCUUAAAUCACUGCAUAUCUGCUAUAUUCCGUGCUUUUCCCCCUCAUUCCGCCUCUCCUGCGCUCCUGCUUUGGAAACUGUUUUAGGAAUUAUCAUGUACAGCUCUACCUACCUCUGAAGGGUAGACCUUCCGUUUCAUUCAGUGUUACCCCAAUGUUUUUUUUAUUUCCAUGGACAUUAAUACAUGAUUUCAAUGUA
Molecule: messenger RNA, 2914 nt
Organism: Sinocyclocheilus rhinocerous
Lineage: Eukaryota; Metazoa; Chordata; Actinopteri; Cypriniformes; Cyprinidae
Product: CTD small phosphatase-like protein 2-A
Exons: 13
Coding region: 310-1719 (469 amino acids)
Molecular function (GO): phosphatase activity
Source: RefSeq, a predicted model, not a curated record